UCAGGGAAGAUUUCCUAAAGGAGGGAGGCAGCACUGAGGUUUAGCGAACCAGUAGGUGGUCAUGGAGGGGUCCUGAGGACCGGAGAGCGACCCGAUCUGGUUUGGGCACUGUGGGAUCCCGCGCGGCCUCUGUGCUUCCAGGCCUCGGCCCCACGGCCCCUCCCGCGCCCCCCUCCGGGCGCCGCGCCCCAGAUGCGCGCCUUGGUGCCUGAAAAACUUUCGGGCGCUCGCACUGAGCAUGCUCGGCGACGGGGCGGGCCCGGGGUCCGGAAGCUCAGGCAACUCCGCCCGGCGCGCCUGCUUGGGGCUGGGUCCCCGAGCGAUGGUCUCCGCGGGCCCCCGCGGUCGCGCCGCCUGGGUGCUGGCCGGGGGCGCUCUGGCCGCGGCCUUGGCGCUGGGGGCACCGUCCGGACCGCAGGGCUCUCCCUGUGUGAUUUGGCCCCAUGUGGAAACCGCUCACCUGGAUACGGCAGAAGCAGUGCGUGGAGAGAAAUCCAGGGAGAAAACUGAGUCCCCCACUUCUGCAGCCUCCUCCAGGCCGAGGGCUCAUUCCUUCUUCCCCUUCGUACCUGCAUGGCCCAAGAAGAGCUUCUUUAAGAGAGAGUCCCCUACAGUGCAGAGCGUGUAUGGAGACACUUCAAGAGAAGGUCAAGGGACUUCUGAGAAUGGAGUGAUUUUUCAGAAAUGUGCACUGGUGUCCGGGCACAGCGAAUCACCGGCAGUGCGUGUGCAUCUGGUUGUGAACAACACCCGGGCACCCUUGUCAGCUAACCUCUCGGAUCUGCUCGUGCUGGACGACACCAGUGGUCUUGCUGUCAGAGACUCACCUGGAAAUAAGACCCCAGAUGGACUGCAGGCUUUCAAAAAGGAGUUCCUGCCAGUGGGCGACUCCUACCUGGUCAGCUACACCGCAUCGCUGGACCCCGGAGCCAUCAGCACCUUGGAGAGCCUGAGCCUUCCUGCCCAGCUCACGUUUCAGAGCUCCAUGCUGAACAGAACGCAGCUGCAAGCCGUCUUGACCAUAACAGUGGCUGAAAAGAUAACAGUCCUGCCCCACCACGGUCUCCACGCUGCAGGCUUCUUCAUUGGCUUCCUCCUCUCCCUGGUGCUGAGCUGGGUGGCACUCUUCUUGCUGGUACACUAUCGGUGUCUGCCUGGAGGCCUGCUUGCCGGACACAGUGCGCUGUAUGCUGAGAACAAGCUGGAGCCCUCGCCGUUUGCCUCAGCGGAUGGUAUCAGUGAGGAUCUCUCUCUCAAUGAUCAAAUGAUCGACAUUCUUACUUCCGAGGACCCCAGGAGUAUGCUGCAGGCCUUGGAGGAGUUGGAGAUUGCAACCCUGAACCGGGCAGAUGCAGAUCUGGAGGCUUGUCGAACCCAAAUCAGCAAGGAUAUCAUCGGCUUUCUGCUGAGAAGCCUGACCUGUGGAGGGCACCUCUCCCCCCAGGUGGAGAGGAGGAUAGGUUCUGUUUUGAAAAAGCAGUUUCUGCUGCUGGAAAAUGAAGUACAAGAAGAGUGUGAUCGGAAGAUGUUGGCGCUGACAGCUGAAUGUGACCUGGAAACAAGAAAGAAGACAGAAAACCAGUACCAGAAGGAGAUGCUGGCGAUGGAGGAAGCCGAAGAGUUGCUGAAACGUGUUAGUGAGAGGUCCGCUGCGGAGUGCAGCAGCCUCCUGCGGACCCUGCAUGGCCUGGAGCAGGAGCACGUGUGGAAGUCCUUGGCUUUGCACCAGGAGGAGGACUUUGCCCAGGCUCACAGGCAGCUCGCUGUUUUCCAGAGAACCGAAUUGCAUGGCAUCUUUUUUGCCCAAAUAAAAAAUGCUAUUUUCAAAGGGGAGCUGAAGCCAGAGGCAGCUAAAACGCUGCUGCAAGAUUAUUCGAAACUGCAGGAGCACAUGGAAGAGUUAAUGGACUUCUUCCAGGCUACUAAGCGGUACCACUUAAGUAAAAGGUUUGGUCACCGGGAGUACUUGGUCCAGAACCUGCAGUCCACAGAGACCCGCGUGCAGGGCAUCCUGAACACUGCGGCCACGCAGCUGACGCACCUCAUCCAGAAACAUGAGAGAGCGGGGUACUUGGAUGAAGAUCAAAUGGAGAUGCUACUGGAGCGUGUUCAGAUGGAAGUCUUUUCUGUAAAACAGAAGUUGGACAAUGACUUAAAGCAGGAAAAGAAAAAACUGCACCAAAAAUUAGUCAUGAAGAGAAGACGGGAGUUACUCCAAAAGCACCGGGAGCAGCGAAAGGAGCAGCUGUCCAUGGCUGAGGCAUCCCGAGCUGCUGGGGAUGCUGGCCAGUACCUGCAGCAGUGGAGGAGCAUGGUGGCCGAGCACAGUGCCUCCCUGGAGGAGCUGCAGGAGACCCUAGACCAGGCGGCCCUUGAUGAUGUCCGGGCCCUGACCCUGCUGCUGUCUGAGAAAGCCACCGAGGAGCUGCGUCGCCUGCAGAGCUCAGCAAUGACCCAGGAGCUGCUCAAGCGCAGCGUUCCCUGGCUCUUCCUGCAGCAGAUCCUGGAGGAGCAGGCCCGGGAGCUGGCGGCACGGACUGAGCAGCUAGAGGCUGAGGAGCGGGCGCGGGGCCAGGAGGGUGUGGAGGGCGUGAGGCGGAGGCUGCGGGACGAUGCCUUGGAGGCUGCCACUCAGGAGCAGGCAGAGCUGAGGCGCUGGGAGCAACUGGUCUUCAGGAGGCUCUGUAACGCCACCUUCUCACUGUCUGAGGAGGAGCUGCUGGCAUCGAGGCAAGAAGUCCACAGCUGCUUCGCCCAGAUGGACAGGAGCUUGGCUCUCCCCAAGGUGCGGGCCCGAGUCCUGCUGCACCGGUUCCAGACUGCCUGGCGGGAAGCAGAGCUCCUGAAACUGGACCAGGUGCUGGCUGCCCCCGAGCUACAGACCAAGGCCAGAAAGCCCAGGUCCAAGAGCAAAAGCAAGGCAGAGCUCCUGAAGAAGUGCACGGAGGACAAGCUCCGCCUCUUCGAGGAGCAGCACCUCGCUGACCUGGCAGAGAAGGUGCGCGGGGAGCUGCUGCGGGAGCGGGUGCAGCGGCUGGAGGCCCUGGAAGCUUGCUUUGCAGAGUCGCUCGUCGCCCUGCAGUUCCAGAAGGCAGCCCGCUCCACCGAGACCUUGUCAGCCUACACUGCGCUGCUUAGCCUCCAGGACCUGCUGCUGGAGGAGCUGAGCGAGUCCGAGGCCCUGACCAAGCUGGCCUGCAGCAGGAUCUUGGAGUCCCAUGGCCCGACUCCUUUUCUGAGACUGGAACAUGUGCAAGGUGUCACUAGAUCAGAGUGCCCAGUGGCAACGAUGGACACAUUUGAAGAGGAUGGACUUCCUGGGAACAGACAACAUGACCCUGGACGUCACUGCACCCGCCUUAUCUGCGGUUCAGUUGAGAGUGCUGACUGCCCCCUUCCCGGUCUGUAGCUUCCGCCCCCUUCCCUCUGCCUCUCUGCCCGUUGACUCCACCUGAAUUUUCUCACUUCCAGCUUCUGCUCAGCCUCACUGCUCUGUAACACUAGAGCUCAACAGGCAAACAGGCAGCUCCCUGCUGGUGAACACGGAGCUCACACCAAGGCCAACGCACCGUGUAAAGAGUCAAGCCCCAGGUCCCCCAUGCUGCAGGCACUGGAGGAGGCUGAGGAAGGAGAGUCCUUUAGUCAGAGUCCUUGCUGGAAAGCAGACUGCUACUCCUGAGGCCAUGGUCCUGCUCCAAUUUAUCCCUCCCUGCUCCCUCCUUCUCUGCUCCCAUCUCCCCUCUGCUGCUGCACGGGGACAUCUCUGGAAAAUAACUGUCCUCCACAGCCCAUCCCCCAGCUCUGCAUUUAAAAGCUCCCCUUUAAAAUCUGUCCAUGGGCCCUGGGCCUCGUGCCUCUCCCUCCCUGUGCUCCUAGCCCUUGAGAUACCUUCAGGCUUCCGUCCUCUUGAGGGCCCUCUUCCUGGAUUGCUUUCACUGCACUUCCUUGCAAAGGCCUCCUGUGCAUUUUCCAAGUGAACCCCAGGAUUGCCCCUUAGGCGGCAUGGGUCUCCCAGUUCGCCCAUCUGAGUUUCUAUGACCCCAGAUGGUGGUGUUUGCUUUCUCUACCUGUAUGUGCACCGUGGUCUUCCUUGCCACACUGAGGCUGCAGAAUCUGAGAGGCUUGUCUCACUUACACCGAGUGCCUGUGCCCCCAAAAGGCCCAGAACUCCCUUUCCUUCGUCCUGUUCUCUCUCUGCUUGCCUACUUUUUCUUUCUUUUUCCAUCCCUUCAUUUUCCCUUUCUUCCUCACUUCCUUUCUUUCUUCAUUCUCUUUCAUCUGGCCAGCUGUGUGUCCCUCCCUCCCUCCAUCCAUCCACUGUCGCCAUCUGUCCUCUGUGUUCCUUCACCUCAUGGAUAUCAAGUGCUGAGGAGAGGCCGCAGCAGCUGAGAGUUGGAUAAACCGAAAACCUCUCUUAGAUGUGCUCCUGCCCAGCCCCCAUAAAUUCAGGAGAUUGACCUCUAUUCUUUGUGCCUCUGCUAUCUUAUUUAUAAAAUGAGACAAUAAUAAAUUCCUACCUUGGGUUGUUUUGCAAAGAUUACAUGAGGUAAUUUAUGGAGAAAUAGAGUGAAAUCUGACGUAGGAUAGGCGUCCAGUCAGUGCUGGCUCACCUCCUUCUCCUCUUCAGCCUUCAACUCCUCCUCUUCCUCAUCCUCUUUAUUGCCCUUUCUUUCAUGAGCUGGGCCUUGUGCUCCCUGCUGCAAUAAAGAUACGCCAGUCAUGACACCCCAGAGUUCCUGCUCUCUGUGCUUAGAGCCCAGGGAGGAAGGCAGCUUAGAGCAAUUCCAGAAGUGAGUUUCACUUGCAGUUGUGCUGGGUGGCAGCAGAUAUGGGCAGAGGAGCAAGCGUCAAGUGCCAAGACUGACAUGCUGACCUCUACAGAUGAUAUACUGCAGGACACGUGCCCACCGGACGUCUGUUCCUAACCGGGGCUUCGCAGGCUGCUUGCAGAACAGCCAGCCCUCUGCAGCACCAAUUUCUCUGCUGACUGGUGGCCAGAACUAGCUGUUGAAAACCGUGCUGGGUUAUGUUCCUACUCUGCUGUGCAGCGCUGCGAGAUGCCCAUAAUUCCAGAUCCCUGCACAUUAAAAGCCUGGCUUGGAGGCUUUUGGUGCUUUCCUAGUUUUUGAGGACCAACCUCAAGUGUGUGGUCUGGGUGUCAGGUUCCCUCUGCUGUACCUCCCUGACUGUUUUCCCUUUUGUCUUGGGUUUUGAGUAGUGUUUAAGAGCCUUGAGGGGCUUUGGGACACUGUUCAGAGUCUAAUGCAAGCUUCAGCCCCUCUGCAGAAAGGUGAGCUAUUCUGUGAUCUGUCCUGCGGAUCGGUCCGUGGGCCUCACCUGGAGAAGGGAUGGGGAUGAAGGGCUGGGCAAGAGAAAAGAGAGAUGGAGACAGGAUGAGAUUCCAAUCAAGUCUUGUUUAUUCAGGAAGUGUACAUGGCUUAUAUAGAGUCAAAGAGGACGUGGCCUUACAGGAUGGGCCAGCUUGAAUCUUCUCAUAUGCCAUGGGCCUAUCAGACUAGCAGGAAGUCAUACGUAGGCACAUAGGUAAGUGGACAUGAUGUGAACAAGAGGGGAUUAUGGGAGAUGUAGGCUGAAGCAGGAAGGUGCUUACAUCAUGUGCACUGUAGGCAAGGGGAGGAUCAUGGGAAAUGUAGGCUGACACACAAUGCCCUCAGGUGGGAGGGGCAGGACAUCGGCACCCAUUCUGAGCCACUCCCUACAUCUCUUCCCUUAUUAUUAUAUAUUUUUAAGAGUAUGGCAGGCCCUGGGAGGACAGCACCUGUCUUGGGUCAAGGACUCCUCAUAUGAACCCAAUGGAGCCUUACCUGUUGUGGGCCUGCAGGACAGCAGUUGGUCCUGGGCCUGUCUUAGGUGGCCGAUGGCGUAACAGAUGUGUCCUAGUUGCCGGUCUCUGGCUGCCUGUCCAGUGCCUCGGCAGUAGGGCCACAUCAUUAUGUGGACCAUUGGUGGAAUUUUUUUCCCGAUAAGUUUGUUGUUCUGCCAUCUCCAAUUGAUGGUAAUAUACCUGAAUGGGCUUUGCCAUAAAUGUGUCAAUCCUGUUAUUAAUGAGCGUCAUGAUCCUCUGGAAAACACAAGGGCCUACAGUAAGGAAUACUAAUAAAGCAGCUAGGGGUCCCAAGAGGCGGGCAAUGUAAGGGGAAAGACCCCCCCCCACACACAUGGAGGAGAAGGUGGUUUGUCCGAGGUGCUCUUUUUCUCUCUCUUUGAGGUGUUCCCUUAGCUUAGUCAUGGACUCUUUGACAACUCCUGAGUGGUCGGCAUAAAAACAACACUCUUCCUUGAGGGCAGCACAUAAGCCACCCUCUUUCAUAAAUAGGAGGUCUAGCCCUCUUCUAUUCUGUAGGACUACCUCAAAUAGAGACGUCAGGGAUGCCUGUAGAGCCAUCACAGAUGUUUCUAUUUCUUUUAAAUCUUGAUCUACUGCUGCCUGUAAUUGAGCUAGAUGCUGAUUUCCUAACACUAGAGCUGUAGUCCCUGUUCCUAUUCCUGUUGCGACUCCUAACCUUAGUAAUACAGCCAAGGUGAGUGUCCCGGGUUCUCUCUUAUAUAUAUAGCUGGUCUGCAAUGCCUGGAGGUAGUAGUCUCCUGGGUGGAAUGUUAUGCGAGGAAGAACCUGUAUAAGAACACAAAAAUCUGUAGACUUGUUAAAAACAGUGGUUGCUAUACAGGGUGAAAGGCCAAAAUUGCAGGCCCAAGACGUUCCUGGGGGUGGAAUGAGGUAGUUAUUUGGCUUGAACUCAGAAUGAAGCUGGGCACAGAGUCAUGUUGCCAGUGUUGGUGGACGGCUGGAGUCCCCAAGACAAGUCCCUCUACCUGAGACGUCAGGGAGAGUCAGCUUGUGGUGAUUGCCCCAGUCACAGGCAGAUGAGCUAGAAGAACUGUUAAAGGUUAAAUUGAGGGCCUUUCCUUCAUAAUAUGGGGGAGGAGCAGCCAAGCAUAACCAACAGGAUUGGGUGAGAUCAGGUUGGGUAUGAUUUAAAGCCAUGUAUGCCCCUUUAAUCAAACUGAAUAGGUUAGAAUGUGAAUAUUGAGGGGCAGGUAUAUGAUCUGCCUGGUGUGGGGAGGCUUGAGAAACACUUAUGAUUGGAUGACUUACUGUGGUUUUUUGAACAGCAGUAACAGGAUCUGUAUUAGACUGAUUGUAUUUUGGAUUUGGAUUAUAUUUUGGCUUUAGAGCAGGAUUUGGGCCUAUGGGCAUGGAUGAAAUCUGUAGGGGAACCUUUUUUAUGAGAAUAAGAUUUCCCCUAUCUUUGCCUGACUCAUAGACUCGAAGUCCCCAGGUGCGUCCUGUCAGCCAGCCAGGGUCUUCAGGAGUGGUGACAGUGACGUUUAGAACCUGACAGGGUCUUUGAUUGGCCAGUGGGUAGUCAUCUAGGCUGCACCCCAGUGGCUCCAAUGUCAGUUUAAGGUGUUUUUCGGGGAAGGUGAGUUGCCAUCCUGUUGCAACUAUUUUGCAGCCCCAAUGAGCACAAAAAUAUUCUCCCAGGGAAUUACAAUAUGAUCUGUCCCCUGUUGCUGUGGGGCAAAGGUAGAAUUGACUUUGUCUGGGACACUGGAGCCCCAGAAAGAACCAACAGGGUGUGGGCGCAAACCAUGGACUUCCUGAUCCUAUCGAAGUCCAAAACACCUCUUGGUCUUUCCAGUGACUAAGCUCCCAUAUCCAGGGUAGAUAGGGUGGUAUGGAGGAGGGAGCAUGGCAGCACCAUUUUGAGUAUCGGGGCAGUGCACACCAUUUUGAGUACCCUCGGGGCCUCCAGAAAAAGGAAGUGGUAGCAAGUUGCCAUCUUGAAAAAGCUCCAGGAUAUCAAGAACCACAGAGCUGGGAGGGCUGGGUGUUUUAGAUAAGUCCUGUGGUUGCGGAGUACAAUUGCGGGAGGCAGAUAAUGCAGCCUCACCUUGGGCAAGUGUCUCCAUGAUCUGGGGAUCUGUGUGACGUUGCGUCAGCAGCUCAGAGAUUAGUGUCUAAUAUGAAAAGGCAGUUACCGGAAUCUUUUUUGGGCCAAAAACCCCAUAAUAGUCUUUGAGAGCAUCUCCUACUCUUUUCCACCUGUUUAAACGAUGGUGCCCUCUAGAGGGAACCAUGGACACACUGAAUGUAUAAACUGAAAGUACUGAAGCAAGUCUUUUGUUUUAUUCACGAACAAUUCGUGCUCACUAAGUGCUUGCCCCAUGCUAAUCCCGUUCACCUACUGUGAUUCAGGUGAGACAUAAGGUGGCCGUCUGCACAGAUCACAGAAACGAAGUCCCGAAACAGUCACGCCGGCUGGCGCUUUACCCCCGUGAAUGGUCCGUUAUCCCGCGUGCCAGGUCUGCCCCACGUUGGGUGCUACUUGAUCCGUCCCGCGGAUCGGUCUGUGGGCCUUGCCUGGAGAAGGGACGAGGAUGAAGGGCUGGGCAAGAGAAAACAGAGACGGAGACAGGAUGAGAUUCCAAUCGGGUCUCAUUUAUUCAGGAAGUGUACAUAGCUUAUAUAGAGUCAAAGGGGACGUGGCCUUACAGGAUGGGCCAGCUUGAAUCUUCUCAUAUGCCAUGGGCCUAUCAGACUAGCAGGAAGUCAUACUUAGGCACAUAGGUAAGCGGACAUGAUGUCAACAAGAGGGGAUUAUGGGAGAUGUAGACUGAAGCAGGAAGGUGCUUACGUCAUGAGCACUGUAGGCAAGGGGAGGAUCAUGGGAAAUGUAGGCUGACACACAAUGCCCUCAGGUGGGAAGGGCAGGACAGCGGCACCCAUUCUGAGCCGCUCCCUACAAUUCUGUGCAUAUUUAGAAAGAUCAAGGACCACUGUGCCCUGAUGAGGACCAUCCAGGACUGCUCAGGAUGGGUUCACCCCAUCCUCAAUCCUCAUAGCACUGGCCUCUCUCAGGUGAAUAACGGGUUAAGUGAGUUUGUGUUCUCCAAGGCUGGCGCCUCCUCUCUACCUAAGUCAGUGGCUCUCAGGAUACAGACCCUUGUGUCUGGCUAAAGAGAGACAGUGUCACCCAGUGGUAGAGAGCACAGACCCUGGACACAGCUGGCCUGGCCUCAGAUUCUAGUUCUGCCACUUAAGAAUGGCAUCACCAGGCAAAUGACUUUCAGCCUCUCUGCCUCCCUAUCCUGGUCCACAGGACAAGAGAAUGGGAGUACAGCUUCUAAAGGAUAGUUCCAAGGAGUAGUGAGAUCACUGAAGACACUUCCUGACUUACGAGGCAUGAUUGAAAUAUAGGGUGACUGUUUAAAUCUUUAAAAAAUUCAUUACACUGAAAGACACGUUGCCACACAUUGCCCAGAACCCUCCCUUGCCCUUUGAAUGCAUUUAACCUGUUCUUGCGACUUUCUAAAGCAGCCUAGACUGUGUCUUGUAGCGUGCGAAUUUUCUUUAAAAAUGGAACCAUUCAGUGUGUAUUCCUAUCCAACCUCAUGGGACGUGGUUACUUCUCACUAAGCCAUGGUAAGUCAAAACUGUCACAGAUUGAAGUGACACUGAGUUUGUCUAAUCUGUGGGAUGUCACAGCUUAGCGACAUGGCACACUGCCGAGAAGUAGGUUUUCCCUGUUGGUCACACAGCUGCCUAGACCUGUGCUGCUGUUCUGGUCCAGCAUCAGUAAGAAAAUACUGUGCUGUGUUUCUCUAGUCUGGGAAGAGAUCUGCAUUUGAAACUCGGAGAACCAUUUCUACCAAGCCUGCAUUGCUUUCACCCUGUCAUGAAGUCGUAAGUGGAGCAAGCUUGGCGCCGCCUGUGUAGUGAGAGCCCUAGGACUGGAAGUGCGUGUGGCUCUUCCUGCCGGUUCAGUUCCUACUGUGGCUGCUGCGUGCAGCAUGGCUUCUAUUCGUGGUGGACAGAGGCAGAUGCAGUAAGCCCGUGACAGGUGCCAGCUGCCAGGCACACUGCAGACAGAAGCAGGCGUCUCAGCCCUGCCCUCAGGGAGCUUGCACUGCAGCCAAAAACUGCAGCCCAUGGUUCAGGUGGUGAAAAGGGGGCAUAAACAAAGCGUGAUGAGUGACACAUGUGGAGGGCUGUCUACCGUGUCUGGUAACUUGGGAGCCCACCACUGAGGGCUUUGUAAACACAGAGACUCGGAUGCCCAGGAAGGUGGGUAUGGGCACCUCCCAUGGAGGAAGCAGCAUGUGUGGAGGUGCACGGGUGUGAGAGAUGAUGGCAGUCAUCUUCACAGUUGGGCAUAGCUGCACAGGGAGCCAAGCAAGCCCUUGGUGCCUAUAGGAGAUGCCACACCUAUGUCCCAGACUCACUGCCAC
Molecule: messenger RNA, 10254 nt
Organism: Cavia porcellus (domestic guinea pig)
Lineage: Eukaryota; Metazoa; Chordata; Mammalia; Rodentia; Caviidae
Gene: Evc2
Product: EvC ciliary complex subunit 2
Exons: 18
Coding region: 239-3409 (1056 amino acids)
Biological process (GO): smoothened signaling pathway
Cellular component (GO): ciliary membrane; plasma membrane protein complex
Source: RefSeq, a predicted model, not a curated record